AUGGCAACCGUUUCACAGCCCGUCGAGGCCCGGGCCGCGGCCACGAGAGACCCUCUGUCUCUUGAACCCCUCGACACGGACGACACCACCGGCGAGGACGGCCUGAUAGAUGAUGACGCCCAGCUCGUCAUGCAGCCCGCUUUAAGCGUCGCCGCCACCCGCCUCACCCUCUCCCGGACGCCUGCUGCCGAGAAGGCAGCCGCUAUGGACAUGGCACCCGAGAAUCCUUAUUUCACCAGUGUUACACCACCAACCAGCGACGAGGAAUCGACCAGUCCCGGCAGUCUGCCGGUGCCAAUUUCUAUCCAACACGACCGCCCAGCAAGAGCAUCAUCAAGGCGAGCCUCUCCGCCAAGAACCUACCAUGAGCAGCGCUACUCCCCACCACCGCAAAGCCCUCUACCAACACCAUGGCGUUCCGUGCCCAAUGAGACGAAUGCCUCCCCGUCGGGACAACCGAAACGAGCCCUAGAAUCUAUUUCUUUCGGACAGACCAGAGCCCGCCGCUCUGGUUCAGCCGGAGCUGAAGCGUUCAAGAGGCUUUCUAAAGCUCUUCCUUCUUUCCCCAAUGCCAGCAGUUUGUCAAACAUCAUGUCCAACAUGUCCAACUCCUUCUUCUCCUCUUCACCUACCGAAAAGACCGACUCAACACCCGGAAUACCUCGCUCGCCGCCACUGUCUCAGGGGGCGCCCAGGACUGCUCGACCAUCGCGACCACAUAACAACGCCAUUUCUUACCCUGCAAAUAGGUCACAGCCAGGCCUGGUCCAUGAUGGCUCCGCAGACGAACGAGUUCAGUCACCACUCUAUCGGAAAGCAUCCAACGCUCACUCGUUGCGGAGGACGAACUCGGAUGACUCGAUUCUCUAUCACUCGCUGUCUCGCGUCUCCUCUCUCGGUGACGAGACCAUGUUCGAUGACGUACGCGAAAUGGCCAAUGUCAGGAUGAAAGCGAUCAGAGACAGCCUGCCGGACAGGCCAAGCUUUAAAAUGCCUAGCAUGCCCAAAUUUGCUUCACAGCGCAAGAUGUUCCAAGCAUUCGACGAACCGAGCAUUGCGCCCAUUCCCGAGCUCCCAGCCUUCAGUCAAGAGGACGACGAUGCCGCAGCCCUCGAUCGCGUGCUCGAGACGCUGACAGGCGACCUGGUCAUUCUUGGGGGAUAUCGGGGUUCCGUGUUGCGUUCUGCAGAGGCGCCACAUCACCAGCUCUGGGCCCCGGUCAAGGUGGGGCUGAACUUGAGGAAAGCCGACCUUGAGGUAGGCUUGGAUCCCGAGGACGAAGAAACCAUGGAACAGCGCAUCAUUCCAUCUGGUAUGCUGCAGAACAUCGGCCCCAUUGACAUCUCACGCAAACUGUUCAAAAAGGUCAGGUCUUGUGAGAACGCUCGGAAUGGCAAGCUUCGCAUUUGGGAUUAUGGCUAUGACUGGAGGCUCAGCCCUCAUCUUCUGUCACAGAAAAUGAUCGCAUUUUUGGAGAAGCUACCAUCCAACCUGCCGGGGUCACAAGAGCCCAGGGGUGCCCUUGUCGUUGCGCACAGUCUAGGCGGACUGAUCACGCGGCACGUGGUCAACCAGCGUCCCGACCUCUUCUCGGGCGUUGUCUAUGUUGGUGUGCCUCAGCGCUGCAUUAAUGUUCUCGGUCCUCUCCGCAAUGGUGAUGCCGUGCUGUUCAAUGAAAAGAUCCUGACCGCACAGGUUAACUUUUCCCUCCGGACGACGUUUGCAUUUCUUCCAGAAGAUGGAUUUUGCUUCAUCGACAAGGACACCAAGGAAGAGUAUCGAAUCGAUUUUCAUAGCGCUGACGACUGGGUCAAAUACCGACUUUGCCCAGCCACCGAUACGGCCCUCCCAGCCCUGAACCCGAAGCCGGCAACCGGCUUUGGGUCCAUUCUUCGCAAUCGCAGUAGCAGUUACAGUGAGAAGCGUUACAGCCAGCAUCUGAGUAAUUCCGUCGGCGAUAUGACUCGCAAUGCCGAAUUCACAAGAGACCGCCUCCUCAAUCCGCAAGUCGACAGCACAGCUCCAAAGUUGCCUCCGCCAGACACCCGGUCUUCUCCUUUCGGCGCUGGGUCAGAUUCUAUCCCGCCUCCAACGCUGAAUCGCGCCCGCAACAUUGCGUAUCUCAAGCGCACCCUCGCAGAGGUAAAGCACUUCCGGGCCGAGCUGGCACACAAACCGGCCUUCUCCGAGGCCAACGUCUACCCACCCAUCGCCCUCAUGUAUGGCAAGGACACGCCGACAGUGUACGCUGUCAAAGUUGCUGGACGAGACGCCAUUGCUCAUGCGGACUGUUAUGACGACCUCGUCUUCAGGCCUGGUGACGGCGUGGUUCUCGCACGCGAGGCACAGCUGCCAGAGGGAUACGAACUCGUCCGAGGGGGGCGGCAGAGGACACACAGGGGACACCUCACCAUGUUGGGGGAUAUGCCAGCCGUGGGGCGGGCCAUGGAAGCUGUCAUUCGGGGGCGGAGAAAGGGCAUCGGCAUGGGCAGGCCGGAUACAGGACACAACGGCGCUGAAAGUAGCGCAGGCGCCUAG
Messenger RNA from Verticillium nonalfalfae, 2538 nucleotides. RefSeq lists its product as uncharacterized. The transcript has a single exon. Gene Ontology annotation, molecular function: triacylglycerol lipase activity. The record is from RefSeq and is a predicted model, not a curated record. NCBI's taxonomy places the organism in Eukaryota, Fungi, Ascomycota, Sordariomycetes, Glomerellales, Plectosphaerellaceae. The coding region runs from base 1 to 2538 and encodes 845 amino acids.